GCGGGCCGCUGCCGGGAGAGAAAACGCUUCUUCUCAGUCAGGAGUCUUUAUUAGAGUCUGUGUGUCUGAACUGUGCAGGUUUCAGAUCACAGUCACUCCACACCUGGAGCUGCAUUUCUGCACGCUGUAAAAGAGCGAGCAAAGUUCCCCUUCCGGAGGGCAGGCAGGAGAUAAAGAGAGGCGGGAGAAACUAACUACCUGUGACCGGAGAUGAUGAGGAGGAUCUGGGGAAAUGAUCCUGAAGGACUCGUCUGAUGGGGAGGAAAGAUUGACUGGGAUGUAAACGGACCAUCGAUCUCUAAUCUGGAGUGUUUUCCGUCACCAUGAUGACGCCACAUGAGAGCUUCCUCCGAACUCACCUGCUCCUCCAGCUCCUCCUCCCCCUCGGCCUGUCCGUCCACCACCCUCCUCUCCAUCCGCCCGUCCACCUCCCAACGCUGGUCCCUCACACUCCGACGCCUCUCGCCCGCUCUCGCUUCAGCGCUCAGACUCAGCUGGACUUCACCACCCACUGCAACUCCAGCUGCUUCCACAGAGAGCAGGAGGACCAGCUGUCUGAGAAACUGGCCUUUGAGACGCUGUAUGCCGACGGCUCCCGCACCCUCACGACGGUGGACGUGGAGGACGAUGAUGAGUUUGAAGGAGACGCACUUCACCUACGCCAGCCGUCACCCAGCAGAGUCCUGGGAUGGAAGCCCAGGCACAAACGUGUGAGGCGGCAGAUCUACGGAGCAGACGGCCGCUUUAACAUCCACGGAGACAACUUCCUGUUGGACUACCCUUUCUCCACAGCCGUGCGGAUCUCCACUGGCUGCACCGGCGUCCUCGUGUCUCAGCAGCACGUCCUCACAGCUGCUCACUGUGUACACGAUGGGAAGGAUUAUGUCAAUGGGGCGCGGAAGCUCAGGGUGGGCUUCCUGAUCCCUCCAUCCAUCAACGGCACCAAAACCGGCCUCACUUCUGCCAAGAAGCCUGUGGUUCGCUGGGUGCGGGUGAAACGCACCCGUGUGCCAAAGGGCUGGAUACAGGGCCCUCAGGAGGUCAGCAUGGACUUUGAUUACGCCCUGCUGGAGCUGCGUUGGCCUCACCAGCGCCCAUUCAUGCGCCUCUCAGUGGCUCCCUCCUCUGAUGAUCUAGCGGGGAACCGCAUCCACUUCUCUGGCUUUGACAGCGACCGGCCCGGGGAGCUGGUGUACAGAUUCUGUCCGGUGGAAGAAGAGUCCAGCGACCUGAUAUACCAGCACUGUGAUGCCAGACCUGGAGCCAGCGGCUCAGGUGUGUACGGACGAGUGUGGGACAACAGCUUAGAGCGCUGGGAGAGGAAGGUCAUUGGCAUUUUCUCAGGACACCAGUGGCUGGAAAUAGACGGAGAGAACCGUGAUUAUAAUGUAGCUGUACGCAUCACUCCUCUGAAGUUUGCUCAGAUUUGUUACUGGGUGCACGGAAACCGACUAGACUGUGUUCAGGACUGACAAAGCCCAAAGAACAGCAUGAAAAACGCAAGAAUGCACAAAGCCACUGAAUAACAACAGAGUAUCACCCUCAGCGAUCUACCAGCAAAGCAGGUCUAAUUCUCGCCUGUAUUUAAUUUACUGCCUGUAACCUCUGGGCCCAUUAAGCCAAUCUGCCUGUGAGAUCAUCACUACGGCAUCUUUUAAUAAGUUUUAGCCCGCAGUCAGAUUAAUAACGCAGUCAGUAUUUCCACAGAAGUCACUUUUUACGAGAGGGAAAGAAACACUUUUCCUCGUGUGUCAGUAGCAGCAGAUUAUUUUCCAACUGGGGACGACCGUAAUCUACUGAGGAUGUAUUUUCAGCUUUCUUGCUCUCUCUCUGGAAACAUGUUUUGGUAUUUUGAUAGCUCUUCGAGGAUCAUUCAGCUGCUUCUGCUGCAUUCAGACUGUAGCUCACUGCUGCUUUUCAGCCUUCAGCAGACAGAAUAGUCUUCUUAGUGGGGACUGGAGACACAGAGUUUAAUUUUAUUUUUUGAAAAAUGCUUGAUAUAUUUUAAUAAACAGAGAUUUAUAACAAG
This is a messenger RNA of Amphiprion ocellaris (clown anemonefish), 2029 nucleotides long. RefSeq names its product serine protease 23 (gene prss23). The record is from RefSeq and is a predicted model, not a curated record. Gene Ontology annotation, molecular function: serine-type endopeptidase activity. The transcript is spliced from 2 exons. Gene Ontology annotation, biological process: proteolysis. NCBI's taxonomy places the organism in Eukaryota, Metazoa, Chordata, Actinopteri, Pomacentridae. The coding region runs from base 324 to 1472 and encodes 382 amino acids.